Molecule: messenger RNA, 429 nt
Organism: Cornus florida
Lineage: Eukaryota; Viridiplantae; Streptophyta; Magnoliopsida; Cornales; Cornaceae
Product: protein FAR1-RELATED SEQUENCE 5-like
Exons: 1
Coding region: 1-429 (142 amino acids)
Biological process (GO): regulation of DNA-templated transcription
Source: RefSeq, a predicted model, not a curated record
AUGAAUGAAAAAAAACCUAAAGUGAUUCUUACUGACCAAGAGUCUGCAAUUGCUGGGGCAAUAUCACGUGCACUACCUGGAACUCGACAUCGUUUUUGUCUUUGGCAUAUCACAAGAAAUGCUACAAAAAAUUUGGGCAGUAUAUACAAUGCACAUAAUGGAUUUAAGAGUGAUUUCAAUAAUUGCUUGUAUGGAUGUGAAUCCAUAGAAGAUUUUGAGUUUACAUGGGAUGGAAUGUUGGAGAAGUAUGGCUUGAGAGAUAAUAAAUGGUUGAUGGGAUUAUACGGGAAAAAGGAAAAAUGGGCAGCUGUUUAUACACAUAAUGUCUUCUAUGCAUCUAUGUACACAACACAACGUAGUGAAAGUAUAAAUGCCUACUUUGAUGGGUACUUGAAGAAGGAUAUGCCAUUAUGUGAAUUUGUAAAAUAA